Salvia splendens (bonfire salvia) is the source of this 2042-nucleotide messenger RNA. Its product is annotated as mitochondrial carrier protein CoAc2. Gene Ontology annotation, cellular component: mitochondrial inner membrane. The transcript has 7 exons. Bases 776 to 1834 code for a protein of 352 amino acids. Lineage: Eukaryota; Viridiplantae; Streptophyta; Magnoliopsida; Lamiales; Lamiaceae. The record is from RefSeq and is a predicted model, not a curated record. Gene Ontology annotation, biological process: transmembrane transport.
GCUAUGGACAACAAAAUUAAGGCUAUGGACAAAAACUGGGACAAGACUAUUGGGCUAGUCCGCUUAUAGUGGACACCCUUAUAUACACAACAAAAAUAACAUGAUUGCACCAAAAACUCAUGGGAUUCCAAACAAAUCAUUGAUCUAACAAAAUCAAACCAAUAGAACCUCAUAUACACGCUAAAAACAUGUCUAAAAACAUGAUUGCACAAAACACACUUAUUCAUAAGACCUCACAACGAAUGUCAUCAUAUUUAUCAAUUCAAAACUGGCAGAACUAAGACACAUUAAACAAAUCAAGUUGACUUGAUAUACUAAUUGAGAGAGAGUAAAAAUUGUCAUGCUGUCUUGACUCUUGAGCUUGAACAUUUAUGACUUGUAGGGGGCAAGCAAUAUCACAAUUGACAAGUAAAUAAGAAAAGUAAAAACAUAAAAAAUUCAGCACACAUUCUUUGCUAAAUUAAUCAAGCAUCGCAUCAUUCAUGAUGGAGAACACCCAAUUAGACCAUCUAAAAAUUCCCACUAUCAUUAACUACUGAAUAUUUUUUGAAAGAAUCGGGAACUGGAAUCUACCCAAGAUCGUUAUAAACUUGUUCCGCUUGCGUAUUAACCGCUGAUUCGAAGCCAAAUUCUUGUCCCAAACGACACCACAACUCAGUCAGCACUCAGCAGAAUCCAUUUUUGGAAGGUAUUUUAAAGAGAGAGGGAGCAGAGCCCAUCUCUCUCUCUCUCUCUCCAUAUAUAGGUUUGUAUUGAAAGGGUGUUGUAUACGACAAUGGGAGAAGAGAGGGAUGGCGGGAAUAAAAAGGCGGCGGCUUUGGUGAAUGGAUUAAUAGAAGGGAUGCCUGUUUUCGUGAAGGAGCUGAUUGCCGGUGGUGUGGCUGGUGGGUUUGCCAAGACCGUCGUAGCCCCUCUUGAACGCGUCAAGAUCUUGUUUCAGACCAGAAGAUCUGAGUUCCAUAGUCUUGGUUUGUUGGGAUCCUUCUCAAAAAUUGCAAAAACAGAAGGGGUGCUUGGUUUUUAUAGAGGGAAUGGAGCUAGUGUUGCUCGCAUUGUUCCUUACGCGGCACUGCAUUACAUGGCUUAUGAAGAAUAUCGAAGAUGGAUCAUCUUGGGCUAUCCUGACGUGGGGAGAGGCCCUGUCCUUGACCUCGUAGCUGGAUCGUUUGCGGGAGGAACAGCUGUGCUAUUUACAUAUCCUCUCGAUUUAGUUCGGACGAAACUGGCUUAUCAGGUUGUUGAAUCCUCGAAGACCGCUGUACAGAGGCAUGCUCGGAAAGAUAUAAUCUACAACGGGAUCCGGGAUUGCUUCUCCCGGAUAUACAAAGAGGCUGGCAUGAGAGGCCUCUAUAGAGGCGUUGCUCCAUCGCUGUACGGGAUCUUUCCUUACGCUGGACUGAAAUUCUACUUCUACGAGGAAAUGAAAAGGCACGUCCCCGAUGAUCGCAAGAAGGACAUCGCGGUUAAGCUAGUGUGUGGCUCGGUUGCAGGCUUACUCGGACAAACAUUCACGUACCCUCUUGAUGUCGUCAGGCGGCAAAUGCAGGUCCAACGGCUUAUAAUAUCCGACAGCAGUCCUACGAAAGGGACUGUUGAAUCUCUUGUCGCGAUUGUCCGGAUGCAAGGAUGGAAGCAGUUAUUCUCUGGGCUCAGCAUCAACUACCUCAAGGUCAUGCCUUCGGUCGCAAUCGGAUUCACUGUCUACGAUGUUAUGAAGGCGUCACUAAGAGUUCCGUCGAGAGACGAGGGCGUGACCGGGGUUUCGUCGGGGCGACGACACGGGCAGCCGUCGUCGAUUCCUUCAUCACCUUCAUUAUCUCAAACUCAACGAUAGUCUCUCAUUCUUUGCUAAGGUAUAUGGUUGAAUGCCAUCUCCAACAUAUAGGAUCAUUUAGUUAAGUAUAUAUAUACACACACAUGUACACUAGUGAAUUACUUCAAGAUUGAAUAUAGGCAUUUAUUUGAGUCAAGCAAGCUUGCUAUUGUUCAACUCAUUUAUUUGGUUUUAUUAUAAUUAAUUCUAUAGUUAAAUACCCUUAAAA